GAGAUUGAAGGUGAAGAUGAAGGUCUUUGAUGCAAUGUUGUUUCUAGGAAUACUGUUCGUUGCAGUUGAGGUAUCCAUCUCGAUUUGUUGCGAAGAAAUAAUUUCUGAUGUGAACAAGAAAGAACUUGCUCACACAACGUUAUGCUCAACAGUGAUCCCGGAGUUGGCAGAAUGUUGCGAGAAAAUAGGAAAUGAAGUCCAGAAGCAACGUGAUGCGUAUAAAACUCUCUGCCCAGUAAUAGAUCCGUUCCACGCCAAUUUUACAAGUCUUGGAGCAACUGGUCGUCUUGGUCCUUCAUCCCUGGGCUCCUACUAUGUGGGGAGAGAUAAUGACAACAUGGUGACUCUCAAGAAUGGGACACAGUUCUGGACAGUUCCCUACACUGGAACAUACGAGAUCACUGCAGUUGGUGCAGCUGGAGGUUAUGAUAAAUACGGCUCAAUUGCUCGAGGUCGUGGGGCUUAUAUGAGGGGUGAAUUUAACUUUGAGAAAGGAGAUGUAAUUAAAAUAUUGGUUGGACAGAAGGCUCCAGUGAAUACUGCACUUUCGUCGUCAGGGGGAGGUGGCGGGUCAUUUGUAGCGACAUCGUCAAACAUACCGCUUAUUGUUGCUGGGGGUGGGGGUGGUGUUGAAAGUCUCAGGAACAGAAUGGCAAACUGUGACGCAAAUACAAGAACAUCUGGAAGAAGAAAUCAAUGUGAACACUCGUGUGCCAUUUGGUCUGGAGGGAAGAAUGGGAGUGGCGCUUUAGAAGCAGACAACAGUUACUCAGGUGGUGGUGGUGGUGGAUUUUACAGCAAUGGACGCAGCAGUUCUCAAUUUGGUGGUUCCUACGGUUACGGUGGGGAAGGAGGGAGAGGAUUUAUUCAGGGGGGUGCAGGAGGACAUGCUCGCACUAAUAAUGCUGUCGGUGGAUUUGGAGGAGGAGGAGGAGCGGAUGGAGCCAGAGGAGGUGCAGGAGGAGGUGGGGGAUAUUCUGGUGGAGCAUCAGGAAAUAAUAAUAGUCAAUCUUGUGGUGGAGGAGGUGGUUCUUACAACGCUGGAAAGAAGCAAGCAAACGUAGAAGCCGUGAAUGAAAACGGAGAUGGUUAUGUCGAAAUAAAACGUGUUGUUUAAAACAGUAUCGGCUUUUAAUUUGCUAUGUUAAGUGAUCUUUAUUGCGCUUUGGUUGUUGGGAAACAAGACUGAUGUAUUUUAUAAACAAAAAUUAUGGGAAUAAUAAAUUAGCCUAAAAAAUUAGGUA
Dendronephthya gigantea is the source of this 1244-nucleotide messenger RNA. Its product is annotated as loricrin-like. The coding region runs from base 17 to 1117 and encodes 366 amino acids. The record is from RefSeq and is a predicted model, not a curated record. The transcript has 3 exons. NCBI's taxonomy places the organism in Eukaryota, Metazoa, Cnidaria, Anthozoa, Malacalcyonacea, Nephtheidae.